GUUGUGGUCGCUUCGAUCCUUGGGAAGCUCUUCGGAAUCUUCCAGCACUCAGCUAGCCCCCAGCUCUCUGCAAAACACAUCCACCCUCGUCCUGGAGGUUUGAAAUCUGGACUUGGGGAAUGGUGUGCUGAGGACCCUCUGGAACUCACGAUCCCUACCUGGACUUGAAGAAACCCAAAGCCCGAGUCAACAUGGCCAACCCAGCGCAGCCUCCGCUUCAGGACCCAGGCUCCACCUCACCCUUGGAACUGCCUGAGAUGGAGAAGCUACUCACCAAAGUGGAGAACAAGGAUGACCAAGCCCUGAAUCUGUCCAAGUCUCUGUCAGGGGCUCUGGACCUGGAGCAGAAUGGUCACAGCCUGCCCUUCAAAGUCAUCUCCGAGGGGCACCGCCAGCCCUCCCUUUCCGGCUCCCCUUCCCGGGUCAGCUCUCGGCGAGCAUCCUCCGUCAUCACCACCUCCUAUGCCCAGGACCAAGAAGCCCCCAAAGAUUACCUGGUCCUUGCCAUUGCCUCUUGCUUCUGCCCCGUCUGGCCCCUCAACCUCAUCCCCCUCAUCUUUUCUAUCAUGUCUCGAAGUAGUGUGCAGCAGGGGGACCUGGAUGGGGCACGGAGGCUGGGCCGCCUGGCACGGCUACUCAGCAUCACCUUCAUCAUCCUGGGCAUCGUUAUCAUCAUUGUGGCUGUCACUGUCAAUUUCACAGUUCCGAAGUAACCGUGGAGCUGUUUCUAGCGGAGGCAGAUGUCGGCCAGCUGGAGAGCUCCGAACCCACAUGUCCCCACACAUUACAAAGGACAGGAUGGUGGGUGCUGAAUGCCCACCUGUCCCCAAGAUCCAAAAGCACAAACUUGGAGGGAAAUCUCUCCAUCACUCCAUUGCCAGCCCACGGCAGACGGGAGGGAAAAUCUGGAAUGAAGUUGGCGGUGGACUCAAUCUCAUAGUCAAGUCUCUCGCCUUUUGACCUCAGUUUUUGGGCUUGUUUCUCAUCCCACAAUUCCUGGGACUUACACGUAGCGUAAACUGCCAGAAUGGGAAGAAAACCAGCCCCACGGCCAAGAAAGAAGCACUGGGUGUCUAUGAACGUGAGCACAUCCUGGCCGCUGUCUUUUCUAUUUUUCUUGAGGGAGAGUAAAGCGACUGCUUGCAUGCUUUGUGCCCAGCAUCCACGGUGAUCCCAGCCAGAGCCCAAGGGGAAUCUGUCACUCAGCACAGGCCCUGGAUGCCCACUGGCAAAGAGGCAAGGGCCAUACUGAAAUCCUCCACUGUCUGAAUAGGGAUAGCAUGACAGACCCGGUGCUCUUGCUGAACGCCUCGCUGGUGGCUUCUCUACCAAGGAUUCUGGAUGCAGAGUAUCUUCCAGAACCACAGGAUCUGCCUCUUGAUUUUUACCAAUGCUGUAGCUUGUGGGCACCAACCUGGAAGCCCUAGAACUUGACCUUUCCCAGGUCAGCCAUGGGGGAGGGACGGGGCUUGAUUUCUCUCUUGCCACUGACUCUUUGGAGGUCUGGAAUCCCACCUCGGUACCCCCACAAGUGGCUCAGGAGCCCUAUACAGGGUUUUCAGGGGACCCUACACAGAAGAGCUGAAGUAGAUCCUGGCUUCAGACUGUUAGCCGAGCUCUAAUGGAUGCUCUGUGCCCGGUUCUGCAUCCCUGGCCAUCCACAGCAGCAAUGGCUUUCCCUAGAGGUAGCUUUGAGGCUCCUAUUGGACUCUCUUGUUUAUUCAUAGACUCUGGGGAGUUGCUGCAGCGUGUAAGGGAGGGGGCUAGUGAAUUCUUAGGAAGGUUUGUUAUUUCUUGAUCUGGAGUCCAAGGAGUCAAUCAGGAGGGGCUCACCUGAAAGGGCAGUCUGGGGAGUGGGGACCAGGACAGGAAGCAAAAGCCCAGUAGCCAUAGCCUCUCCUGAGCAGAACAUGGAAAAGAAGCUGCCAAACAGCCUCAUGCUUGUUGCAUCUCUAUUUCUCCACUGUUUUGCCUGGCACAGGCUCUGCCCAUGGGGGCUUCACCUGCUCGCCUCGCCUGCUCUGAGCUCCAUCUACCCAAUGUCAUACUCCACCACCACCAACACCUUCAGCUCAGACCUGGCAGAGGGGCUCCCUUGCCCAGCAGCCAGGGUUUUUUUUUGGGGGGGGGGGAACAGGUCCAGUGCCACGACUACACUGGUUAAGAAUUAGAAGUUCACUUCCUCUGAGCAAAAUUAGGAUUCUGAGUCCUCCUCCCUUGGGCUCCAUGCUUGGCUCCCUGAGAUUUCAGAGACCCUGGGCAGGGCAAGCUAGCAUAGAGCACUGGCCGAUGGGAGAGAGGAGGUUGGUACCCCUAAAUCAGUCCCCUGUUGAGGAAGUAAACUUGGACUCAUGUUCCUAAAACAGGGACUGGCUGCACGCCCUUUAUGGGAUCUUUGAAACCAAACUAGAGAUGUCCUCAUUUUCUGUGGGAAGUAAGCACGCGAGAGCCCAGAAUAUGGGUGUGACUUGAGAGGUUGGGUCAGGCGAGAUGUGCUAUCUAAAGAGCAGCUUACCAGAAACUCCCGAUCCUGAGCAGGUGACCUCCUAAAGGCCCUCCCAGGACAGAUACUGUCUAGGGCUUAUCAUGAUGGUUUCUACAUCACCGGAGUCCAGGUCCCCCGCAGCCAUUUCUUCUCAUCUCCUAGUCACAGCCUGCCAGUCACACCUUCACCCAUGCACACCCUUACAUCCCUCACACACGGAUUCACACUUCAGCCCGGAACAAGCGGAAUCUCUACAUUAGGGAAUGGCUUAGCUAGAACAUUCUUCUACCCAGGCAAGAACAACCUAGGAGAUUUCCCGUGGUUCCAGGGACACAGCCUAGAGGUCCCCAAGUUAUCUCCUGGGCAGGGGGGAGCUCAGGGCAGGAGGAGAGAGACCUUUGGAUGGGAGGCGAGUGAGCGAGAGUUCUCUCAGCCCCCAGUUCCCACUGAAGCUAGGAGGGACGGGGCCCUGCCGUCUCAGCUCUGGCUUGGUUCAGUUGCCAGCUGUAUGAUUACAGUGGCUGAGCAGAGCGACUCAGCCUCUCUUUGGGAUCCUGGUGAGCAUCAAGAACUGCCCCUCCCCACC
Mus pahari (shrew mouse) is the source of this 3071-nucleotide messenger RNA. RefSeq names its product trafficking regulator of GLUT4 (SLC2A4) 1 (gene Trarg1). Lineage: Eukaryota; Metazoa; Chordata; Mammalia; Rodentia; Muridae. Gene Ontology annotation, cellular component: membrane. The record is from RefSeq and is a predicted model, not a curated record. Bases 192 to 713 code for a protein of 173 amino acids. The transcript has 3 exons.